This is a messenger RNA of Hemicordylus capensis (graceful crag lizard), 2370 nucleotides long. RefSeq names its product FKBP prolyl isomerase 4 (gene FKBP4). Lineage: Eukaryota; Metazoa; Chordata; Lepidosauria; Squamata; Cordylidae. Bases 407 to 1780 code for a protein of 457 amino acids. The record is from RefSeq and is a predicted model, not a curated record. The transcript has 10 exons. Gene Ontology annotation, molecular function: protein binding; peptidyl-prolyl cis-trans isomerase activity.
CACACCCCGCGUUCUGUCCCGCGUGCGUCCCCCCCGCAUCGCCGCCUCGGCUCGCGGCAGGGCCUCUCCUUCUCCUCCUCCACCUCCUCCUUUCUAGAAACUUCGCCGUCUCGCUCCUCGCUCCGUUCAUUCCGUCUGUCGGUGGUGGCGCUGCAGAGGCGGGAGCGAGCCUGGCGGGCAGGCAGCGAAAGAGCCUCUUCCCUUCUUUUCCCUCGGAGCGGAGAGGAAACGGGCCCAGCCAGCGAGCGCCUCGCCUGAGGAGCAGCCGCAGCCGCCGCUCCUUCCUUCCUUCCAUCCCCAAGGGCCGCCUGCCUCGUCGCACCGGCGUCGCUCGGCUGAGGAGCGGCCGCACCGCCGCUCAGCCCCAGCUACAGCCCGGGUGAAGCGCAGAAAGUAGCAGAUCAUCAUGACCGCCGAGGAGGUGAAGGCCGAAGAGAUGAGCGCGGCGGCCGCCGCCGCCACGGAGGGAGAGCAGGGAGUGGACAUCACCCCCAAGAGCGACGGCGGAGUCCUCAAGAUUAUCAAGAAAGAAGGAACAGGGACAGAAUCUCCUAUGAUAGGUGAUAAAGUGACUGUCCACUAUACUGGAUAUCUUCUUGAUGGCACAAAGUUUGACUCAAGCCGGGACAGAAAAGACAAGUUCUCAUUCGACUUUGGGAAAGGUGAAGUUAUCAAAGCAUGGGACAUUGCUGUGGGAACGAUGAAAAUUGGGGAACUUUGUCAAAUUACCUGCAAACCAGAAUAUGCCUAUGGUUCUGCGGGCAGCCCCCCUAAAAUACCUCCCAACGCGACUCUGAUUUUUGAGAUAGAGCUGUUUGAGUUCAAGGGGAAAGACCUCACAGACGACGAAGAUGGUGGGAUAAUCAGAAGAAUCCGUAAGAAGGGAGAAGGCUACUCCAAGCCCAAUGAGGGAGCCCUGGUAGAAAUUGAGGUAGAAGGUCGCCAUGGAGACAGAGUAUUUGAUAAACGUACACUGCGACUUGAAGUGGGAGAGGGAGAAAACUAUGAUCUUCCUCCUGGCCUAGACAAAGCUUUGCAGAAAAUGGAGAAAUUAGAAGAGUCUGUGAUCUAUCUCAAACCCAGCUAUGGUUUUGGAAGUGCUGGAAAACAGAAGUUUCAGAUCCCUCCAGAUGCAGAACUACAGUAUGACGUCAAACUCAAAAGCUUUGAAAAGGCUAAGGAUUCCUGGGAGAUGAACACUGAAGAGAAGCUGGAACAAGGCUCCAUUGCAAAGGAAAAGGGCACUCAGUAUUUCAAAGAGGGAAAAUACAAACGAGCAACAUUACAGUAUAAGAAGAUUGUAUCAUGGCUGGAGCAUGAAUCGGGGCUCUCUGAUGCAGAAGACACAAAGGCCAAGAGCUUGAGGCUUGCUGCCCACCUUAACCUGGCCAUGUGCCACCUGAAGCUGAAGGAGUAUUCCCAGGCCUUGGAGAAUUGCAACAAGGCCCUUGAGCUGGAUAGCAGCAAUGAGAAAGGCCUCUUCCGGCGUGGUGAAGCCCGGCUGGCUGUCAAUGACUUUGAGUUAGCCAGGUCAGAUUUCCAGAAGGUGCUACAGCUCUACCCAAGUAACAAAGCAGCCAAGGCGCAGCUAGCAAUCUGUCAGCAAAGGAUCCGCGAGCAGCAUGAAAGAGAGAAGAAGAUGUAUGCCAACAUGUUUCAAAGACUUGCAGAUAAGGAAGCUAAGGUGGAAACUGAUACAGUCCGCAAAGAUGACACAGAAAUGAAAGAUGACAAGCAGAACGGAGUUGAAGAAAAAACAGAAGUUGAUGUAGAAGCUUAAGGCUGAAAUGCUGUUCCAUUAGUUUUGUAAAACUGAAGAAUUUCCAGUGAACUAGACCUUUAUUUUUCUAUCUGGUUGGAUAAGGGGCAGAGGCUGGGGCUAUGGUGCCGCUUUGUGUCUGUCUGUGUAGGAAACUUGGGUGACAGAACAGACCUGAAGUAAUCUUAAGGUCUCUUAUUUAUUCAAUCAUGCAUUCUGACUCUGUUGUUUUUUCUUGGAAGUUCUCUGUCAGAAUCCCACCCUCAUUGGUUCCCUUUUCUUCUCUCACUGGCAUCUCUCUCGAGUUCCAGCUCAGCCUAACCCCAAAUCCUGCUUUUUCAUGGUUCCCUUGUUUGUUUUUUAAGUAAUCACCUUAUCCACACAAAAAGGUCAUUGUAUGGGAGACUUAUGAACAAACAAAACCACUGGGUCUCUCCUCCAACUCAAGCCUGGCCCCAUCUUAUUUCCUCUUAUGGCAGGCAUCCUCCUCCCAUGGGCAAGUGUUGUCACCUUUCUUGUAAUGCCUCCUCCUUUGCACAUUGCUGAAGGUGAAGACUGUGAAGUCCAAAGCUUGAGCAAUAAAGCACCAAAAAAAAAAAAAAAACCUUCAA